AUGCCUGAUAGAUCAACACGGAAUUCUCGUAUCGAACGAUUGUGGGUUGAAGUCGGCACACAAUUUGCACGCCGAUGGCGGGCAUUCUUUACCAGGCUUGAACGACUUCACAAACUUGAUGUUGACAGGCCUGGGCAUCUUUGGCUCCUUAGCGCGCUCUUCUUGAAUGCACUCAACAAUGAUUGCCGACAGUUUCAACAAGAAUGGAACUCCCAUCCUAUUCAUGGUUCUGAUACCAAGGAUCAAAGCCCUCAGGAUAUGCGCCUUCUAGGACAGGCGUCAUUAGGCGUCUAUGAAGAUGAGUUUGAGGGGAUACAUCCUGCAAUCCUGCAGCGCUAUUAUGGUAUUCAUGGCAGAGAGUUGGUCCGCGGUCGCAAUCAGACAGGUGCUGGCCACCCAAAUGACGAGUCGGAUGAAUCAGAUGAAGAUAGUAUUAUUGGCCGCAUCGAGCGGGAUCAAGCAAAUGACGUCCAACAUGAUGCUGUUGAGGUUGCAGAUGGUAAUACUCCUUUUCAGAAUGAAGAAGAUGAAAAUUCGUUCUUUGAAAUACUUGAGGAGGUCGUCAUGGAUGGUAUUGUACCGGAGGGAUACAAUUUACAGGAGGGUGAAGAUGAGUAUGAUGAAAACACAACUGAACAUCUACGAGUCGGACGACGGAGGGAGAAUUAUGUUGAAGUAUCGUUAGCAGACCCUAUCUGGAGGACUCGCUCAACAUUAUGGGCUCAAGCGGCUAGUGUUCUAGGUCAUUUUGAAGCAGAUGUAUUUUUCUAA
Messenger RNA from Suillus paluster, 771 nucleotides. RefSeq lists its product as uncharacterized. The transcript has 2 exons. The record is from RefSeq and is a predicted model, not a curated record. The coding region runs from base 1 to 771 and encodes 256 amino acids. NCBI's taxonomy places the organism in Eukaryota, Fungi, Basidiomycota, Agaricomycetes, Boletales, Suillaceae.